AUGGGCGAUGAGACUCACCGACGGUCUCUUCGCGGAGGCGGAGACAAGCACGGAAAUGCGGAUUUGUACGACUUCGAUAACUACCUUGCGACAGGGGUAUCUGAACAGCUCACUCUGAACGUUGUUUCAAAAGUGCCGGCCGGUGCACGGCUUCGUCAUAACCCCGAGCUGGACGGUUUCAAAGAGGCCGUUGAGCGAUAUCCCCUAAACCUGGUGGACCUACGGACAAAGGCGGGGCGGCGUCAACGAACGUUGCCGCCAGCAAAGCAGGGAAAACGCAACAAGGAUCCGCUGGACUCGAGUUUGUUCGAGGCCUUUCACAAGAGGGGCGAGAAGGAGGAGAAACGGUUUGCCCGUGACGAUCGCAACAAGCUGCUACGCGAGUACCAGAACUGCAUGGAGCUGCUCGGCAAGCUUGGAGGGUCAAAGGCAGAGCAAAAGGACGACAGAAUUCGGUUUUUGCUGGAGACCACAAAGAUAAAUGAUGUCAACGACCCCAUGGAAUUGGACAUCAAAUUCAUGUUGACUGUGAAAGAGUUGGUCCAUUUCGUUCUGAACUAUGAGCGAGUGAAGCGGCUUGAGGCAGAGAUCAAAUCGACGCUGGACAAAGACCGUUGGGACGAGCCAGAUGGUGAUCUGGACGAGAUACGAGCACGGCGCAAACGACGGAUGAUCCGCAACCACGGGCCCACGGUCAAAAUCAAAUUCUUGGAUGGUGUGGUUCUGGAGUUAGAUCCCUUAGGUCGCGCCAAAAUACAUAGACGUUAA
Molecule: messenger RNA, 768 nt
Organism: Ogataea haglerorum
Lineage: Eukaryota; Fungi; Ascomycota; Pichiomycetes; Pichiales; Pichiaceae
Exons: 1
Coding region: 1-768 (255 amino acids)
Source: RefSeq, a predicted model, not a curated record